This is a messenger RNA of Alternaria atra, 2829 nucleotides long. RefSeq lists its product as uncharacterized. The record is from RefSeq and is a predicted model, not a curated record. Bases 1 to 2829 code for a protein of 942 amino acids. Lineage: Eukaryota; Fungi; Ascomycota; Dothideomycetes; Pleosporales; Pleosporaceae. The transcript has a single exon.
AUGCCUCCAAAGAUGAUCUUUGGCGCUGGCGCCAAGUUUCAUAUUUUUGGCAUUGAAAGACCUUACAACACUUUACCCGCUGAGCGGCCGACGUCUGGCGCUGGCGCCAAAAUGACUUUGAGCAAGGAAGUCUUCCAGUCCGGCGCAGGGCCGGAGGCUGGGGACGGGGCUAGUGCCGGAAGCGGUGACUUGGCGUUUGCGACAACAAAGCAAGUACCCACGCUUAAAGAGUCUGAGUUGUCGCGACAGGUGGAGCAGGUGAGCAACAACAUGUCCGAGAGGGGAGAAACUGCGAGUAACCAGCUAGAGCAGGCUCUUAAACAGCGCGACGCUCUCCAGCAGCAACUCAACGAAGAAUACGACCGAGCAGGGAAUCUCGAGCUACAGUGCGACAAACUCAAGGACCAACUCGCCUACUGCAAGAACGAGCUCGCCAAUUCCCAGCGCAUACAAAACGACACGGAAUACACGCUUAAGCAGAGCGAGUCGACACUCGCGGAAGAGCAGAGCACGACCAAAACUCUCGAGGCGCGCAUCGCCAAGCUUGAGAAAGAUGUUGCGCUCAACGAGGCUGCUGUCAAAGACAAAGCAAAGCAAAUCGACAACUUGACUGCCGAUUGCCAACAAGUUUACCAGACUCUCGACAUCGUUGCCCGCGAGCGCGAUGAGGUUCGCAUCGAUCUUCGAAAUAAAGAAUUGGAGUUCGACGACCUGAAGGAUCAAUGGCAAUCGGAUACGGAGCGGAUUGCGGAGCUAGAGGAGACCAUAAAGGAGCACGAGGAUUCCAACCUAGUCGCCGAGCUUGAGAACGACAUCGCCGGACUCAACGACAAACAGGAGCAGUUCUUUAGGACUCUCCUCGUCAAAGAUGAGCGCAUCAGUCACCUCGAGGCGAUGCUUCAAAAAGAGAAAGAACGCAACCUCCACAACGCCGACGAGAAUGCUCGAGCUGCCGCUGCCUCCCCUGUCGACGAUCAAAGGCAUAUUGGCAGCAUGGGAGGCACACUCGAAGACGAAUUCUCUAUGCUCGAUGAGGAUGACUUUAUGGAAUACGAACCUGAACUGGGGACUUUGUCUGCCGUUCACGUAGCUGCCAGUGUUAAACCUGUUGCUGCGCGUGUUCCUCCGAGUACAAUCAAGAUAAGCCAGGCCGCCAGCGUCGAACCUCGCAAGGCAGCUCCAGCACCACCGUCCACCAUCGUCGUCUAUAAUGCUGCCAGUACCGAGCCUGCGGCCGUGGAGGUGCCUAAACACGCCAUCGCUGUGCGCGAUGCUGCCAGCGUCGAACCUCGCGAUCCAGCGCCAGCACCACCGUCCACCAUCUACUUCAACGAGCCCGUCAGCACGGCGCCUGAGGCUGCGAGGGUGCCCGUACAAACAAUGGAGUUCUUCAAGGCCUUGAGCACUUCGCCUAUUCAGCCCACCCGUGUUCGACUCUCCUUCCACGACGUGCACGAUAUCGCCAGCUUUGCGCCCGAGCAGCCUGCUGAUGCGCCUUUGGCCUAUUACACUCAGAAGGUGGCUAGCACUGCGCCCGUCGAGCCCGCCCGCCCUCCUCUCUCCUUCCACGACGUGCACGAUAUCGCUAGCUAUGCGCCUAUACAACCUGUUGGUGUGCUUUUGGCUAUACACGAGCGGAAGGCAGUCAGCACUGAGCCUAUCGAGCCUGCUCGCGCUUCGCUCUCUUUCGACGACGUGCACAACAUCGCUAGCUUUGCGCCUGAACAACCUGUUGGUGCGCCUUUAGCUAUACACGAGCAGGAGGCAGUUAGCACUAAGCCCGUCGAGCCCGCUCGCGCUCCUCUCUCUAUUAAUGAUGUACUUUACAUCGCUAGCUAUGCGCCUAAACAGCCUGCUGGUGCGCUUUUGGCUGUGCACGAGCAGGAGGCAGUCAGCACUGAGCCUAUCGAGCCUGCUCGCGCUCUUCUAUCCAUCAACGAUGUACACGAUAUCGCCAGCUAUGCGCCUAUACAACCUGUUGGUGCGCUUUUAGCUAUACAUGAGCGGGAGGCAGUUAGCACUGAGCCUAUCGAGCCCACUCGCGCUUCGCUCUGUUUCGACGACGUGCACAACAUCGCAAGCUUUGCGCCAGAGCAGCCCACGCCUGUUGCCUCCACCAUCGUUAGACAUGAGAUCGCCAACUUUGCGCCGAAAGAGCCUAGUCUUCCAGUGCUCACCGUGAACAUGAUUGAGGCUGCUAGCACGCGUCCCGUUGCGCGCCAAGUCACCACCGCCGAGCUUCCUACCCAAACCGAUGCGCCUGCUGCCACAACCAACCUCUCCACCCAGACCGACGCGCCUACAACUACCACCGAUCUCUCUAUGCAGACUGACCCGCCUGCGCUCACGAGCCAACUUCUUCCCCAAGCGAAUCUCGAAACGACUCCAAUCGAGCCGAGCACUCAGACUGCGACCAUGAAGCCUAACAACCGCCUCGCUCCCAUCAAGGUUACUCGCGAAAUCAUACCUGUUGCCGAACAAUGCGAGACCUCCAACACACUUCCAGUCAUGGCUACCUCCUCCAAGAAGGCCGGGUUCACAGGCUGGAUUCCCAUGUUGUUUGCCGUUAUGAUCGCGAUUUACGCACUCGUCCUCAAAGCCGAGCUGGCUGCCUGGGAGAAUGCGAACGGCGUCGGUUUCGGUGGUGGGCACGGUAACAUGGCUAGUCGAAGUGGCGCUUAUGGCAACGGUCGUUACCUCUUCGGCGCCAUCCCCAUCGGCAUGGACAUUGGCAAUUCGUGGGUUUCUGAGCAGAUUGCGCGACACAUGUCUGCCGCCAUUUCACUCAUCGAAGAUUGGGCUGGCAUUGCCAAUGAACCUAUGUACUGA